GGCCGCCGGGAGCGGGAGGAGGGCACGGGGCGGAGGGCACGGCGCGGACAGCGGGCCCGGGCGGGCGAUGCCGCUGCACCGCUACCCGCCGCGGCUGUGGCCGGCGCUGCGGCUGCGGGAGGGCAUCUGCGCCCGGCUGCCGGAGCACUACCUGCGGGCGCUGCAGGACGACACGCCGCCCAGAGCCGUGCACUGGAGGCCGCUGGGAGUGAGCCACCGGCGGAACCCGCUCACCGGGGAGAAGGAGCGUGUGCAGGACGUGCCGGUGCCGGUGUACCUGCCGCCCGCCGCCAACGAGGGGCUGUGGGGCGGCGAGGGAUGGAUCCGCGGCUUCCGAUACGCGCGAAACGAUAAGCUCUCCACCAGGCUGCCCAAGACCUGGAAGCCGCAGCUCUUCGAGCGGGAGUUCUACAGCGAGAUCCUCGACGCCAAGCUGACCAUCACUGUCACCAUGCGCACGCUCGACCUCAUCGAUGAGGCCUAUGGCUUUGACUUCUACAUCCUCAAGACCCCAAAAGCUGACAUGUGCUCAAAGCUGGGGAUGGAUUUGAAGCGAACGAUGCUGCUGCGGCUUGCCCGGCGGGAUCCUAAGCUGCAUCCUGAUGAUCCAGCCAGAAGAGAGGCAAUCUAUGAUAAAUACAAGGAAUUUGUGAUCCCAGAAGAGGAAGCUGAGUGGGUUGGCUUGAGUUUAGAAGAAGCAAUAGAAAAACAGAGGCUCUUAGAGAAAAAGGACCCUGUCCCACUCUUUAAGGUGUAUGCUGAAGAGCUUGUCACCCAGCUGAAGGAACAGGCAGCACAGAAGCAGUAGAAGGAGAGAAACCUUUGGAGCCAAACCCCUGCUGCAGAUCAGGCAGUGGGGUUCAGUGAGUCUUCUGCUCCAACCAUGCCAGUGUGGAAGGGGCCACAUGAAGAACAUGCCUGGGAGCAUGCUGCAGUUAGGGAAAUCUAACACCAGCCUAAAUUCAGUGAGGAACCACUCCUAUGGGCUUGAGGGUUCCUGUCCUGUGGCCUCUGAAAGCCUCCUCGUGAGACUGACUGAAUGUGGUGUACGAGUUGUUGGCUGCUGUUGAGAGCUUGAUCGUGAUAUAAAACAGAACAACACCUUUUGGGAAUAUCAGUAAACUUUUCUCUGAUGCUCA
Messenger RNA from Colius striatus (speckled mousebird), 1139 nucleotides. RefSeq names its product mitochondrial ribosomal protein L28 (gene MRPL28). Bases 68 to 808 code for a protein of 246 amino acids. NCBI's taxonomy places the organism in Eukaryota, Metazoa, Chordata, Aves, Coliiformes, Coliidae. The transcript has 5 exons. Gene Ontology annotation, molecular function: structural constituent of ribosome. The record is from RefSeq and is a predicted model, not a curated record. Gene Ontology annotation, cellular component: mitochondrial large ribosomal subunit.